This is a messenger RNA of Suillus subalutaceus, 2368 nucleotides long. RefSeq names its product WD40 repeat-like protein. Gene Ontology annotation, biological process: proteasome-mediated ubiquitin-dependent protein catabolic process. Gene Ontology annotation, molecular function: protein binding. The record is from RefSeq and is a predicted model, not a curated record. Bases 164 to 2296 code for a protein of 710 amino acids. Gene Ontology annotation, cellular component: GID complex. Lineage: Eukaryota; Fungi; Basidiomycota; Agaricomycetes; Boletales; Suillaceae. The transcript has 10 exons.
CGAGGAAUCUGUAGGUGACUUGCAAUCUACUAUAUCAGCAGAUACUGAGGUUUCAAGGCCUCGCAAACGACAAAGAAUCGAUAGUAUAAACACUCUGGACUCCACUUCGACCUCCCUGACUGUCAACAAUAGCCUUCGCGUCACUAAUUCACCUCUAAGCACCAUGCGAAUCCCUGAGCCUGAUAAUCAUUCCAAUUUAUCUUCUUCAUAUGAUUUUGUACCAGAGGCAGGCCCGUCUUGCGUCACCUUGGACAAGGCUAGUCAUUCCAAUGGAAUAAACAAGGAGAAUGGGCACUCUGCACCAGUGUCAAAUGGCACUACUUCAAACGGAUCUCCAACAAUGGGGAAUGGCCUUGCCAAGCAUAGUUCAUCCAUCCCGCGAGUGUCACUGCCAGGCACCACCCUCUACGACGACCCAUAUCUUGAUCGAGAAGAGUUCGUGAGAUUAGUUAUCCAAAGUCUUAGAGACGUCGGGUAUAUAGAAUCUGCUGCCACUCUCGAAGCGGAGUCAGGGUACUCGUUAGAAGCACCUGUGGUGUCGGAAUUUCGGCAACAUAUUCUGCGCGGUGCCUGGGCUGAUGCAGAACCUUUGCUCGUUGAACUUGGGGUGACUGAUACUGACUCUCUUCUGGACGCACAGUUCCUCAUUGGAAAGCAGAAGUAUCUUGAAUUACUCGAGGCACGGAAAACCACCGCUGCGCUGCAGGUGCUGCGGAACGAUCUGGCUCCUUACAGUACCACGUCAGAACAGGGGGAACUCCACGUAUUAUCUAGCUUGAUGAUGUGUUCAGAUCCCCAAGAUCUGCGCCGACGUGCAUCCUGGGAUGGAGCGUCGGGAAUUUCACGGCGACAACUUCUUGAUGAUCUACAACGUCAGUAUGAGAUCCCAAUGGAAAUAUCUCUUGGUAGUCCUAUGCGUUUUGUUCAGCUAUUGACGUCUUGCCUCGCAGAUUAUAUACCUUCUUCGACCAUGAUUCCCCAACGCCGUUUUUCUACUCUUCUUGCACAGUCGCGAGAAUAUCAGCGAUAUCGCUGCCUCUACCAUAACUCACCUGUGGAUCCAUCUUCAUCCUCAUUAUUUAGUGACCACACAUGCGACAAGGAAUCCUUCCCUCGAAUAACAACCACCAUCCUCGAGGUCCAUUCAGAUGAGGUGUGGAACGUGGCCUGGAGUCACGAUGGUACUCGUCUUGCAAGCGCAAGUAAAGACAAGACUGCUAUUAUUUGGCGCAUUGGGCUCGAGGCAGAACCGUCAUCCCGUGAUUGUAUAGUAGAAUUCAUCUUGCGCGAUCACCCAUAUCCUCUUGGUUGUUUGGCUUGGUCACUAGACGACUCUAUCUUAUCUACGUCUGCGGAUCACCUCAUUUUGCUAUGGAACACAAAGACUGGAGCUCUGAUGAAGACACUCGAGAAUCAUGCUGAGACAGUAUCUGCCUUGGUAUGGCUACCCGACGGCUCAGGGUUUAUGUCGGGUAGCCUUGAUCGCAAGAUCAUAUUAUGGGACAUGGAGGGCGAACUACGGGAAUCAUGGAAUGAUAUAGCUAUACGUGUCACUGACGCUGCAGUGACUCCUGACGUGAGACGCCUGGUCGCUGUUGGGAUGGGAUACAACCCUCCUCCAGCGUUGGCUCGUGCCAACGUCCGAGACGCAUCGCCACCCAUUGUAUCUAAUGGCAACGGCAAUGCAGUGGUGCCGCGUUCGCCAGAGAAUCGAAUGAUCAUCUACGAUCUCAAGACGGGACAGGUUGAGCUAUCUGUUCACAUGGAGGGUGAACUUACUAGCGUGAAGAUUUCCGAGGAUUCUCGGUAUGCGUUAAUCAAUCACGCUCCAGAUGAAAUCCAUCUGUGGGACUUGGAGGAGUUCAGGCUUGCACGCAAGUUCACUGGGCAACGACAGGGUCACCAUGUCAUCCGCAGUUGCUUUGGUGGCAUCGAUGGCAACUUCGUCGUUAGUGGGAGUGAAGGUAUAAACGACGUUCAUAGCGUCCUGCUAGUUCGUACUCACAAAACAUUUCCAGAUCGCAAUGUCUAUGUUUGGCAUCGCGACACGGGUACACUUCUAGAGGUACUGGAAGGUCACGGCUUGGGAAGCGUGAAUUCCGUGGCCUGGAACCCCCGCAAUAAGCGCAUGUUUGCAUCGUGUUCGGACGAUAACACGAUACGUGUGUGGGAGGCACCUGUUUCCGCGGGUGAACUGCUUCGAGGGUUUGGCAUCUCUGCAUCCGAGCCGGAGAUGAUUGGGAAGGGAAAGGGCAAAGUAAAGCAACCUUGGGCCUAUAACGAUGGAGGGCUAUAGUGAAGUAGGGCUCUUUGGGACUCAGCGGACAUCAAUGAUCUUUCGUGAUUCGUGAAUGCUUUUGCAUUCUCA